Messenger RNA from Aedes albopictus (Asian tiger mosquito), 1998 nucleotides. Its product is annotated as WD40 repeat-containing protein SMU1-like. Gene Ontology annotation, molecular function: protein binding. Gene Ontology annotation, cellular component: precatalytic spliceosome. The record is from RefSeq and is a predicted model, not a curated record. Gene Ontology annotation, biological process: mRNA splicing, via spliceosome. Lineage: Eukaryota; Metazoa; Arthropoda; Insecta; Diptera; Culicidae. Bases 367 to 1896 code for a protein of 509 amino acids. The transcript has 2 exons.
CUUUGUUCGCUGUGCCAGUGAAAUCAGGCCAAACAUUUCAAUAGGUCCUAUCUGCAUUUGAGAGGCUCUCUUUGUUCACUUUCUCUUUCAAUUAUUGCAAUGUAAUGGUACACUUUUCAACUAUUUUUUCAGUACAAAUCAAAAAACGAUUGUUUCGACCAUCGUUCAAUGCAAGGAGACAAUCAUAAUACAAAUAAACAGCUGAGAUAUUAACGAAAGAGAGGGAAACCAAAGAGAGCCUCUCUUCUGCAGAUUGGACCUUUAGACAUGUUUGGCCUGAAAUAGAAAAAUCCCUCAAUUUCCUAAUCUUAUUGUGAAAAUAGAAUAAAAAACCCUGUUCGCUGUGUCCGGUACGAUAGCCUAACCAUGUCCAUCGAAAUCGAGUCGGCUGACGUGAUUCGCCUGAUCCAGCAAUAUUUGAAGGAAUCGAAUCUGCACAAGACGCUACAAACUCUGCAGGAGGAAACCGGCGUCUCGUUGAACACGGUCGAUAGCGUGGAGGGUUUCGUGUCGGACAUCCACAAUGGCCACUGGGACACGGUGCUGAAGGCGAUCCAGUCGCUCAAGCUACCGGACAAAAAGCUGAUCGAUCUGUACGAGCAGGUCGUGCUGGAGUUGAUCGAACUGCGGGAGCUGGGAGCGGCGCGGUCAUUGCUCAGGCAGACGGAUCCGAUGAUAAUGUUGAAGCAGCAGGAAGCGGAGCGGUAUAUUCAUUUGGAGAAUAUGCUGCAGAGGGCUUACUUCGAUCCGAGGGAGGCCUAUCCGGAGGGCGGAAGCAAGGAGAAGCGACGGGCGGCCAUUGCUACGGCAUUGGCCGGAGAAGUAUCGGUGGUACCAUCGUCGAGGCUAUUGGCUUUGCUGGGGCAGGCGCUGAAGUGGCAACAGCACCAGGGAUUGCUUCCGCCCGGAACAACGAUCGAUUUGUUCCGUGGUAAAGCGGCCAUCAGGGACCAGGAAGAUGAAAUGUUCCCGACGCAACUGUCCAGACAGAUCAAGUUCGGUCAGAAGAGCCACGUUGAGUGUGCACUGUUUUCACCGGAUGGUCAGUAUCUGGUAACGGGCAGCGUGGAUGGAUUCAUCGAGGUUUGGAACUUCACGACCGGAAAGAUUCGUAAAGAUUUAAAGUAUCAGGCGCAGGACAACUUCAUGAUGAUGGAACAGGCGGUGUUGGCGAUGUCGUUCUCAAGAGAUUCGGAAAUGUUGGCCACGGGAUCCCAGGAUGGACAAAUAAAAGUCUGGAAGCUGCUGACUGGCCAGUGUUUGCGUCGCUUCGAAAAGGCUCAUUCCAAGGGAGUCACCUGUCUGCAGUUCUCAAGAGAUAACAGUCAAAUUCUAACCGCUUCGUUCGAUCAUCUCAUCCGGUUGUACGGAUUGAAGUCCGGCAAAAUGUUGAAAGAAUUCCGAGGUCACACGUCGUUCGUCAACGAGGCAGUAUUCUCGCCGGACGGCCACAACGUUCUCAGCGCGUCCUCGGACGGAUCCGUAAAAAUCUGGUCUCUCAAAACAACCGAAUGCCUCUCGACAUUCAAGGCCCUUGGAAGCGAACUGGCAGUCAAUUCAGUUCUAAUGCUGCCGAAAAAUCCGGAACACUUCGUCGUAUGUAAUCGGUCCAACACGGUAGUCAUCAUGAACAUGCAAGGCCAAAUCGUCCGAUCGUUCUCGUCCGGUAAGCGAGAAGGCGGUGCGUUCAUCUGCGCCACAAUUUCCCCCCGAGGUGAGUUCAUCUACUGCGCCGGAGAGGAUUUGGUGUUGUACUGCUUUUCGGUUACUUCUGGCAAGCUGGAGCGAACCUUGAACGUGCACGAAAAGGACGUCAUCGGACUGACGCAUCAUCCCCAUCAGAACCUGCUGGCGACUUAUAGCGAGGAUGGGUUGCUGAAAAUGUGGAAGCCUUAAGGCAACUGCCUUUGGGUUACGUCUAGGUCAUUAAGGUAUGGUAAUUAAACUCUACUUCUAGGUAUAACGAUACAAAUUGCGUGGAAUAAAAUUUAAAAUAAA